AUGUGUGUAUAUAUACAUAUAGAUAUGUACAUACAGAUAUAAUAUAUACACAUAUCUAUAUAUUAGACCUUGAUAUGAGUCUUUUUCAUUUAUUCCUCUAGCUCAGUUAGUAUACCUUUCCCUCUCACAUGCCUGAUAAACCUUCUGAGAUAAGUUUCAAAUUUGUUCAGGAGAGCCUGCUGCACAUGUUUUAACACUUCCCAUAUGGAGAUAGAUGCUUUUUGGUUCAUAUUACAGGAUAUCUUGGGAGGGUCUGCAGAAACUGUGAGUAUCCAAGGGGAAGAGGCAGGCUGGUCAUCUGAUACUCAGAAAUUCGUCUUCUUAGAGGUUAGUGCGUGCUUCUCAACCUUCCUAAUGCUGCAACCCUUUAAUCCAGUUCCUCAUGUUGUGGUGCACCCCUCCCCCCUGCCCCCAAAACAUAAGAUUAUUUUAUUGCUACUACAUAAUUGUGAUUUUUUUUGAUAGUGUUAUGAAUCAUAGUGUAAAUGUAUGCUAUGCAGCCCAAAGGAGGUUUUGACCCACAGGUUGAGAACUAUCGGGAGAACCCCGGUUCUUGCUCUGUGCCUGGAAUUGUGCCAAGCACUCCAAUAUGUUCUCUCACGUCUUUAGAACGAGCCUCUGGAAGUGUGUAGAGCUACUAUUGCCUUUGAGGGACAUGGUACACAGAACAAUUUAGUAACUUACUCCAAACACACAAAUAUUUUUGCUUCAUGAGUCAGUUGCAAAUGCAGUAGUGCAGAACUAAGCUGUUUAUGUAAGAGAUGCCACUCUUCCUUCCUCUGCCUUUUAUGUGUAUCCAAAGUGCUUUUCAGCCGGAGAAGGCGACUCCAAGUCGGCCUGCUUGAGAGGGCGGUAAACAUAACAGGUAUCUACAGAAGAAGCUCUAUCCUGUUCCUUCAGGUUGGAAAUCUUAAGAACGCUGAGCACUAAAUAUUUGAUUUUAACAAUAUUAGAUUUCUUUUGGGGAGUAGUUGUUCUUGGGGAUCCUUCAGUCUCUCACUCAAGACAUAAAAACUGUCAGAAGUAGGGUGUUAGAUGGAAAGUACGGUGUCAGGCAUGACUGAAGCAAGGAGUAGAGGAGAGAACAGUGUGGAGGAGACAUAGCAAAGGAUUCGGGGGAUGGGAAAGAGAGACAACCAGAGGUGAGGGGAAGGGAGAGGUUUCCUACAGAAUUCUAGGUUCCAAACCACUGUUGGUACCAUCCGGUCAGCAGGAGGACAGAGUACCAUCUUGAUGGUGCAGGGCAAUAGCAGGAAUUCAAGAGGGGCGUUUGAUAGCAAAGGCUAGAAAGUUUCUGUGGGACGGGAAGAACCAAGCAGAGCAAAAGAGACUUCAUAAAGAACUGGGAAGGAAACAUAGUAUCAAACCCAGCUCUAGGCUUAGGGAGUGGAUCCUCACUGGAAACAAGUACAUAGGGAGGAAGGCCUGCUGCUCAUUCUGUCCCUGCAGGAAGCUGCCUGAGAGGAACUCAGCUUCAGAGCUUACACUCAGAAUCCUUAGUGUAAAAUCUUUCUUCACUGUGCUCGCUCUAAGGGAUGGUUGGAUCCGGAGAAGAACUCAUCGCUAGAGACCAAGAGCAAGCCUGUGAUGAUGGGGUGGGGGUCUGCCUCUGAGCAUGCAGAACGCCUCCUUGUCUCAUCCAGGGGUCAAACAUUGUCAGAUCCAGGGCUGAGCCUCUGCCAAAUGACUGUCUGUGAUAAGUAAAGCCAGACGCUAAUGUGGUGCUAAGGGCAGUUCUUAGCCAACAGUCUGCUUUUGCAAUAGACAAGGGUACCCAGCAAGGCAGUACCAACUUUACUUUGAUUCCUAUAGGGAGUCUGAACAUACUGAAAGGAAAUGAUGGAAUUAGGGGUGAGGCUAGUGCUCCGGGCCUCUGAGACUCGGGGAGAGUGGAAAAUUACCAAGGGUUCCUCAGUGUGGAUGCAGAUCUGACCAGCUGUGUAGGCAGGAUUGCUAAAUUUCCUUAGCUCUGCAUCUAAAAAAAAAAAAAAAAAAAAAAAAAAAGGCUUUUUUUUGUCUUUAAGGGGGAAAUGCAUUCUUGACAUCCUUGGAUUAUAGGAGAAACAUGCAUCUUUCAGGAAGAGAGAUAUUCAUCAAGCUGUAAGCGCCACUGUGAUCAGAUAAUUGACCAGACCUUACUGUCACUUUUGUGUGCUGCUUAAACUUUCUCAUGCAGAGAGAUUAACAGGAGCUGAGUCACCCGGAAAUGCGGCAUAAACUAUUAGAAACAAUCAAACCUAAACUACUAGGAGUCAAGUCUUUUAAGGAGUUACAGGGAAUAGACAAAAUUACUUGCAUUGAGUCUAUAAUGUUCAUCAGCCACGACUGAGGGCUACUUACAAAGAGAGCUCAGCAGAGAGUCUAGUCAGAGAGUGUAUUUCACCAGGGAACUCACAGUGUGCCAUCUCCCUCCCUCUUCUUCCUAGACCCUGUUUAGGCAGAAUGUCCCAGAUUCUAAGAAUCACUUGUGCCUCUGUGUGUGUGUGCGAGAGAGAGAGAGAGAGAGAGAGAGAGAGAGAGAGAGAGAGAGAGAGAGAGAGAGAGAGAGAGAAUAUGCAUGUGUGGGAUCAGAGGACAACUUCUCAGAAUCCAUUUUCUCUUUCUACCACGUGGGCUCCAAGGAUCAAAAGCAGGCCAUCAGGCCAUCAGACUUGCUCACUGCAAGCAGUUUUACCAGAUGAGCCUCUUUACAUGACCAACUUGCAGUAUCGCGGCUGCCAUAUUUUGCUGAGCCAAUACGAAUACGUGGAUAGACACCCGCACAUUCCUCAUUGCUGAAAUGAGAAAUUGAACCAGAUUGUAGCUAACUAUCCCCCAUCCAUAAAAACACAUGAUCAAUGUAGGAUGUAGCACCUUCCCCCUGGAUCAUGAAUCCCACCUCUGAGCGAUACUGCAAACCCCGUUUCAUACACAUUCGGGCUAUUCUCACACCAAAGCGAUUCUCUUCCUAUUGAUCCGCAUUUCCUUUUAUUCCCAGUCCUUAUGUUGAGCUGAUGGACUAAACUACAAAUCCGUUUUCAGAUGCUCCUUCUCUGAACUAGAGCCAUAACUAAGGUAAAUCAGCUGUCGUAGGGACGCGAUUGUGCUGACACUCGCUGACAUUAGCAAUCAUAGGACUAGUCCUGCAGGGGACGAAUAUCACAAUCAAUCCAGGUUGCCGGUGCUCUGUUAACUAUGGCUGAAGAGCUCCAUUUUGUGUUUUCCGUGGUGCUAGUUUUUCAUUCUUAUAGAGACACAAAUGUCUGAGCCGGAAAGGAUUGUUAGAGGCCCGUGGAAGCGGAGGUGUUUACCUCCUUCAUCCUGUUUCCUGGUGAGCGAAGUGAAAGAUUUUUGCGAAGUGGAAAGAUGUUGCCUUUAUUUGCUGCUUGUAAGCGACGCUCAGUGAUGCUGCACAGCCUUCGUGCGGACCUUCCUGCGCACCAUUACUGCCGCCGUGAUUAGGUGUAAUGUGUAUUAUUAAGUUCCCCGAGGCUGGGCGUCCUUUCUCCAUGAGGUCACAGAACUGGAAAGGGUUGGUUCUAACAUGAGCUCCUGCGUGUACAUUUCCUGGAGAAUCACCAUCAGAUCAUCUUCUUCUCUUCAAAUCUCCUCAAUAAGUUGGUUAUUGCUCUAUAAGCGACGGUAUCUAGAUAACCAUUGGGGAUUUAAACAUUCCUUCCUUUUUCUAUAGUACAGAUGGAUCUCCAUGACAGCAAGCGCCUUAUCCCCCAUUCGAAGGCCCGCUGUGAUGGGAAUUUUCUCACAUCUAAAUCAUGUAACAAAUGUAUUUCUUUUAUACACAGAUUUACUAUUGCUUUUCACUGUAAAACGAAGUAUCAGACAGAAACAACUCAACAGAAGAAUUGUUUGGCUUUGGCUUAUAGUUUCACAGACCCAUCUUGGUCAUGAAAUGCAGUUUACAUCAAGGAGGCCAGGAAUGAGAUAAUGUACUAUAUUUCAAGGAAUGGCAUACAUUCAGUAUAGGCCUACUUUUUUCUGACUAUUUUCAAUUUAUUAUUGGCUGGACUAGCAGAUGUGAGACCCUUGAAACUGGAUAGGCAGCAGUAGUCACCUCUGUCAUUGUUGGGUAGCAUCAUCUCCGUUAAGAAAACUGAGUGCCCAAGUAGAGUUCACACCAAACCUAUGGCUCUACGAUGUAGAGUCUACACCACUAAAACCAUUUGCAAAAGCAGGCGGCAGUCAGGAUUGGGCCUUAGGUUAUGGGUUGCCAGCACCCUGCAUGAGUUGAUGGAUACCAUGUGUUCUGAUGAGUUUUAGACCUUUCAGUCUUUAGAAAGGGAGAGGCAGGGAAGCAGCCAGAGACAGUGAGUUUUCCACACUGUCAAGAUGGCCUGCACCACAGGCACAGGGAAUAAGGCAGAGCAUCCAAAGAUUGAGGGAUGAGGAGGAAGAAAGAGAGUGGGGAGGAAGAGCUUGGGGAAGGGUCUUUCAUAGACUUCAGAUCGGCUCUCCUUUUGGUUAUACUGGCAUAUGAGCAGAGCACAUCUAAGCAAUGCUCAGCAUUUGCCGGCAACAGCAACAACAAUAGCAACAAAAACAACAAUAACAGCAAUGACAAGAGCAACAGCAACAACAACAGCAGCAGCAGCAGCAACAACAGCAGUAGCAACAAUAGCAGCAACAACAGCAGUAGCAACAAUAGCAGCAACAACAGCAGUAGCAACAAUAGCAGCAACAACAGCAGUAGCAACAAUAGCAGCAAUAACAGCAGUAGCAACAAUAGCAGCAACAACAGCAGUAGCAACAACAGGAACAAUAACAACAACAAAAAUGUCCUCAAUAACCUGGAAUCUUAUUGUUUCAUAGCCGAAGCCCAUCCCUUUGCAGAAGAUGAUCAUAAUAUGAGACCAAGGAAAGGGUAAAAUGAAGAGACUUCUUGAAAACCCUUCCCUAGAAGGAUUAUGGACAUCUGUGGAAGGAAGGCAUCUGGGGACAGUUAAAGUGCUGACUCCACAAACACGUGACUUCAGAAGACCUGUAAACUUUACUCUCGGUGCCUUAGGUUUGUCAGUAUCUCUGUCUUCAUGACCCUCAGAUUUACCUCUCCCUUCGAAUAUGGCCACAUUUUAUCAGGGAGCAAAAUGUAUCCCAUUCAUUAAGUGUUGAAUGCUAGAUUGAAUAUGUAUCAGGUCAUGGGAAGAAGGGAGCUUUGGCAUCUCGGAGAAGCCGACAUUUCCUGGUGAUAGAUGGCGCCUCUUUGCCCCAUCCGUGAUGGGCCGGCCAUUCAUCACAGUCCGUGCAAAACAGAAGGAGAACUUGUGGAGAGAUUUAGGGUUAAGAGCUGGCCCUGGGCCAGAUGAGGUCACCUGAUUUUCCCCCCUUUCCUCCUGGAGUCUGAGACUCUCAGAGAGCUUGGCCUGCUACAGCUUCACCCAAAUCUAAAUCAGUGUGAUGGCACACCAGGGAGCUUACAUUUUAUGACUUUUGUCCAAUUACGCGAUGAGAGAUGGGAGACAGGAACAGAAGAAUUCAGGAAUUAAACAUUUGCCUCAGGUUUUAUAGCCCCUAAAUGAAGCCCUUAAGUUCUGUCUGGAAGACCUGAGUCAGGAAGGCAGUGUGUGAGACGAGUUGCUUCGUUGUUAUGACAGUCCUCUGCACUCUUAGACCUUACUUAAUAAAUUGCCACUUCACAACCAAUUGCCCAUAAAUUACUGGAUUGAAAGUGUCAGUCCACCUUGUCAAAGAACCGGAAUUAUAGCAGAAUAGGGCUUCAGGAAGAUCACUAGAGAAGGAAGGGAAAUGAGACACAAUUGCUUUCAGACAUUUAAUUCUACUGAUGACUUUUUCUGGGCCAAGAGAGGAGCUAGGUAACCCCUGCCCUGGUGUGGACUGGGUCAGUUUCUCUCUUGGUUUGCCAUCUGUGACCUUCUCUUUGCUCCUCUCCCCCACCUCCUGAUGAAAAGGCAAAUUUUAUACGGCAGGGAGACGCCGUAAGUACAACCAACAAGAGACUCUCUAAACAAAGGAAAGCUCUGGGUUAGUAAGCAUGUGUACGUGUGUUCAUGCAUGUUCAUGUGUCUACAGGUUAGGUGCAUAUGUGUGUAUGUGUAUUGGGGGACAGAAGAAUUUCUUUGGUAUCUUCCUCAGUGGCUUCCCUGCCUUAUUUUCUUUGGGGGGGGGGGAGUUCCUCUCUUUUAUCUGGAACUCACCCAGUUAAGUUAAUGUGAGUGGCCAGCAAACCCAGAGAGCCUCCCUAUCUCUGCCUCCCAUCCUCAGCACUGAUAUUAAAAGCACGAGCCACCACACCCAGUCUUUCAUGUGACUUCCGGGGACCAAACUCAUGACCUCAUGCUUGCAUGCCAAGCACAUUACCCCACUGAGCCAUCUCUCCACCCAUAAUAAUUUUUAGGAGAGGAGGAAACAGCUCUUAUGUUGGAAGGAAACAUGCUGGUGUUUGAGGGAAAUGGCUUCUGAUGCCUGGGCUCCGUUUCGUUCCGACCUAGUAACUGAGUUAGAGAAUCGCAUCUCUGCCCGCCUCCCAGGCUGGUAUUCGGCUCUCUGACCAUAGCUCGCAACAGCAGACAGCAAGCAGAUGAGGUUUUCCCUCUACUGAACCUGUCUUAGGCAAAGCCCUCAGAACAAGGCUAGGCUGUCUGUGGUGCUUGCGACUCUGCCUUUUAAGCUGUCUGCAAUCACGAAGAGCUCUCCAGAGGGUGAAGCUAUAUCAAGCUUUAAUUCUCUAGUUAGUUUUCUUGUAACCAUAUAAUUUGCUUCCUUGGCUUUCCCUUUCUUUCUGCAACUUUUCACUCAGUAAGUCAGCUUGUUGUCCUCUCCAAGCCUGUUAGACAGAGAACAAAACUAAAACAGUUACAUAGAAACUUCCAACACUGCAAAGUCAAAAAACAAAACAAAACAAACAAAACAAACAAACAAAACAAACAAACAAACAAAAAAAAAGAAGGGAAGAGAUUCCCGUUCCUCAAAGUCUGUGUUGCAUAGUUUGGCUCUUUCUCUCUUAAACUGCCGCCCUCCCCACCUUCUCUUGUUCUUUCUUCGUGUUUGGCUGACAGUCUCUGUGUCUAUAAAUAGUAAGUGUUAACUCAGAGCACCAGUCUCUCACAUAGGUGUUCCACUUUCCCGACCUUGCAAGCAUGCACGCACUGAACCGUGGUCUCCAAACCGUAAAAGAGAAGUUUAAAGCACAACUCCAGGUAAUCAGGGUCUACGGAUUUUACCAUGGGUUCAUACACAAGCAUUAGUUAAUGAGAGUUUAUGUCAGAGGCAAGACUGUUCUCAAAGGUCGCGUGCGAAUGCCCUAAUGUUCCACAGACCCAUCCAUUUUCGUACAUAUCUGGUAUCUAACAAAUAACCAGUGGUAAAUGUAUUGAGUUUUGAGUUCUAGGGUGAUUCUGAAACCUGCCCCUCUGCUUCUGACUUUAAAUAAACCUUAUUUUCAAAAUAAUAUUUGCCAAAACCCCAGUCUACCUGAUUAUAGCAAUCAAGAUGUUUUGGGUAUAUUGAGUGUAUUUUGAAAAUGCAUGGUUUAAUUAUGACAUUUUCCAUGUCCCCUCUCCUAUAAUUAUUUCUCUCUGCAUUAGGCUCAUCCUGAGUAGCCCGAGAGCUAUCUGCAAGAGGAAAAAAUGAAUAAGUGGAAAAUUAAAUGCCCAGUUAACUAGAGACGUGGUUCUGUACAGAUAUGGAAAACAAGUCAUAUCCUAAAAAUACAGUCCACUCUUCUUGAAGGGCCGGGGAUAAACAAACUUAGUGUUACUCAAGCUGAUCAUAUGCUACUAAUUUACUGCCCAGCUUUUCCAUUAAACUCUCCACGGGUGACUCCAUAUAACAAUUAAGUUUAGCGUAAGUCCAGAUUCAGGUAAUGGAUUAAAGUUGAGCACAGAUCCUUUUGAAAAGGCAGCAUGUAACCGUGGACUGCCUUAGAGUUUCCAACAUGAAGACUUUCAUAAACGCAAGAUAAAGCAUGCUGAUGCACACUGCUCUGAAUCUUUUUAUAAAACAAAACAAAACAAAACAAAAAAAGCUUGGGAGACGUAACGUAAAAUCAAGAGUCAUUGCGUAAAGUCAGACAGGUGCCUGGGAAACUGGACCUAAAAGUUUCCGGAUGAUACACAGGGAGUAUGCCAGGUGGUGGAGAGCCAAGAUGGUGCCAAGGAACUGAUGCUUCAUGCAGAAUCAAAGAGAGGCAUGUGCACAUCUGUCUGUAUUGGAUGUCCUUCGUCCUCAACUGACACAGUUACAUAGUAAAACAAUAAAAAAGUGAAUUAGCUUUUUGGAAUCCUGAAGUCAUACAAUUCUUUGUAAGAGGUUUGAUAGCAAGAUACACCCAACUUCAAAUGCAUUCUAUGAUUUAAUAGUUGUCUGAGUUUAGACAAGUACUGCAUCCUCUAAGUGGCCCACCUUUCAGCCUUUCAGGGGUGCUAUGACCUCAUAGGUAAUCCCUAUAGGACCCCAGCAUGUAAAACUCAUGCCCUCAUUCAAAAACCUGACAUGCUGUUUAGAGAUUAAAACUCUUUGCUUCCAAGAACAAAUGUUUCAGGCCAUAGUCAGAUUUUCCUGUAGAGUAAAUAAGGUUGUAGAAACAGUAUCCAUUCGGAAACUCUUUGGAGGCAGUAAUUUUUAAGGAGUAACCAUGAGUUAUGGAUAAUUAAGCAUUAGUGAGACUCAGGACAUACCUUCAGUGACCCUCUCUCCUGUCCUGCCAGCAGGAGGCAGCCACAUGACCAGCAGGGACAUAUUGAGUGUAUGGACCAUUAGCAAAUUGAAGAAGACCCAAAUAAAAUAUCCAGGUUCAGAUUGGACUCUUGUGAUUUCACUGACGAAUAUUCUACCUAGACAAUCUAUGUGCAGGUAUGGAAAUAGGUUCUAGCCUUACAUGGCUCCAAUAAGCAUUGCGAGUCCUCCAUACAUUCCGUAUGGUGCUGUUAACAUGCACGUACGGUGAGUGUGCUGUCCCGGUUACAUCAUUGAGUGGGCUACCUGGGGGACAGCCUGCACGGCUAUGAGGCUAAAGCUCAGAUUCGGAUGAACAUCUAUCAGAGAUAGAUAGAGGGCAUCUAUCUGGCGGUUGAUACUGGAAAGCCGGGCUGGAGAGAUGGCUCAGUGGUUAAGAGCACUGACUGCUCUUCUAGAGGUCCUGGGUUCAAAUCCCAGCAACCACAUGGGCUCACAACCAUCCGUAAUGAGAUCUGAUGCCCCCUUCCAGUGUGUCUAAAGACAGCUACAGUGUACUUGUAUAUAAAUAAAUAAAUAAAUAAAUAAAUAAAUAAAUAAAUCUUUUUUAAAAAAAGACUGGUAAACCUUUGACAUCCCUACCCUUCUGUAUUCUUAUCUAUAAGAUGAGAGUGCCUGCCCUAUAUAUUGCUAAAAGCUAUUGGUGAUUCAAAUUAAGAUAACAGAGCAGACUGAAAGUUACCUCAUUCAUAUAUAUAUUGAAAUUUUUCUUUUGAAACAAUUCAAGAAGAAUGUGAGAUAUGUGUGCUUCUCAAAAGAGAACUUGAAGGGUCAGAAAAGAAGCCCUAAAAAAGGUAGUAAAAUCAGCCUGGUCCAAGAAAGAGCUAGACAUCCUGAAUAUUCAUAGAAGUAUACGAUUUAGCUAUUUUGGCCAAGGUUACUGAUGCCAAAUCCUGGCAGUCAUACCUAAUGGCUGAACUUGAGCUCUCAGGAGUAUUCCAUGCUCCGAGGCCCUCAUCUCCCUGGAAGCUGCCUCUCUGGGCCCCCUUCUCUCCCACAGUCACUCUCUUAGUUCCAUGUCCUUAUCCUGUUGUUAGCAUGAACUAUGCAUACCUAGGACUGGAUCCUGACCCUCCUGUGGCAGCAUCCCAAGCAGGUCUCCAGGCUGGCCAGUGGGACUCACCUUAAAAGCACAGCACUCUUCCAUAGCUCACAUCCUGGCCACCUGCCUCGCACUUCAACAUUUCACACUGCACCUUCCCUGGCUAGCUAGUUCCUCCAAGCAUGGGAGACCCCGACCUUCUAUGUGCCCAUCCCCCUCACCAUGCACUUUCAAGUAUAUAUCUGUGGUAACUCCUAGUUUCAACCUCUCUGUUAAGACAUUUUAGUCUAUCCCACAACCUACCCAGGCUGUACACUAAGAGGCUGAGGAGACAGCUUGGUUUGAAAAAUGCUUGACUUGUGAGCUUGGGUACCACAGUUCAUUCCCCGGAAUCCAUGGGUUUUUUUCUUUGUUUUUUUUUUAAAUGUUUGUGUGGUGCUAGAAGACAGAGCCAGAGCCCUGGAGUUUACUGUCUAGUCAGUCUAGCCUCUUUUAUCAGUUCUAGGUCUCAAAAUAAGAUGGGAAGGCAUUUGAGAGAGAACACCCCGAGGCUGUUCUCUAAUGCCUGUGUGUCUGGGCACGCGCCCAUAACAUCUCUACACUGGAUUUAUCUGAAUAUCUAAUCCUAUUCUUGGACCAAUAGCUUUCUUUACUUCCUGUUUGUCUACACUGACAACUGAAUAUACCUCUUUAGUCUAUUUUCAUUCAGAUAUUUAUUGAGGGUCUAGAGUACCGGGCUGUUUGCUAGAGGAGGAACAUUCAGUAGUGAGAAUUAACAGUCGCGGCCCCACCUUUCAUAGAGAUAUACCUAUAUAAUGUAGUCAAAAGCAUUAGUGAUAUAACAACAACAACAACAACAAAAAAAAUCAACACAUUCACAUCUGUGAUCAGAAAAAGAUAGAAAAUCACCUGCAGGUCUCUGAGCUAGUUAGGCAAGUCCACGGAGGAGUUCCAGAAGAUUUGAUAGACGUUGCAACACUGUAGAAGUUAACAAGCAUAGAACAGAAAGAUAAAAGGACACAUUCAAGGCCACCUUAAGGAUUUCACUCUCCAGUUCUCAGAACAAUGGGAAGCCCUUCAGGAUCGUCAACAGAAAGCACACAGAGAAAUUUGCAUUUCAAGAGUUCUUCUUGACCCCGGGGAGGACACAUUUGAGGAGACAAUCGUGAAUCUGGGAAAGCCUUCUUCGGGAGACUCUUCAAGACAUUCAAACCAGAAAUGACAUCGUGUGGAAUGGGAAGAUAGCGUGGGACUGAGUGAAGGAAAAUUUGAACUUGGAAGUCAGUAGCAUCCCUGUGAAGCACUAGUGUGUGAUCCAAAUAUGUGUGUUCAUGUGCGCACACACACAUGCCGGGAAGUAUACAUGGAGAGAGACCGCCACAGAGUUAUCUGGAAGUCCACCAAGUAACGGCACAGCCAACAAGAUGAACGGAGCUUUGGAUCAUUCCGACCAGCCAGACCCAGAUGCCAUUAAGAUGUUUGUCGGACAGAUCCCUAGGUCCUGGUCAGAAAAGGAGCUGAAAGAACUUUUUGAGCCUUAUGGAGCUGUCUACCAGAUCAACGUCCUCCGGGACCGGAGUCAGAACCCUCCCCAGAGCAAAGGUUGUUGUUUCGUAACAUUUUAUACAAGAAAAGCUGCACUUGAGGCCCAGAAUGCACUGCACAAUAUUAAAACUUUACCUGGGAUGCAUCAUCCCAUUCAGAUGAAACCUGCAGAUAGUGAAAAGUCAAACGCUGUGGAAGACCGAAAAUUGUUCAUAGGAAUGGUUUCCAAGAAGUGUAACGAGAAUGACAUCAGAGUGAUGUUUUCUCCCUUCGGUCAGAUAGAAGAAUGCCGGAUUCUCCGGGGACCUGACGGGCUGAGUCGAGGCUGUGCGUUUGUCACAUUUUCUACCAGGGCAAUGGCACAGAAUGCAAUCAAAGCCAUGCAUCAGUCUCAGACCAUGGAGGGCUGCUCUUCACCUAUCGUGGUGAAGUUCGCUGACACUCAGAAGGACAAGGAGCAAAGGCGCCUCCAGCAGCAGCUUGCACAGCAGAUGCAACAGCUCAACACUGCCACUUGGGGGAACCUGACAGGACUGGGUGGACUUACCCCACAGUACCUGGCGCUUCUGCAGCAGGCCACCUCCUCCAGCAACCUGGGUGCAUUCAGUGGCAUUCAGCAAAUGGCUGGCAUGAAUGCUUUACAGUUACAGAAUCUGGCAACGCUGGCUGCAGCUGCAGCUGCCGCCCAAACCUCAGCCACCAGCACCAAUGCAAACCCUCUCUCCAGCACAAGCAGUGCCCUGGGGGCCCUCACAAGUCCCGUGGCUGCUUCAACCCCCAAUUCUACUGCUGGUGCAGCCAUGAACUCCUUGACCUCUCUUGGGACUCUGCAAGGAUUGGCUGGAGCCACUGUCGGAUUGAAUAAUAUUAAUGCACUAGCAGGUACCAUAAGCAGUAUGGCGGCUCUGAAUGGAGGACUUGGCGCCACAGGCUUGACGAAUGGUACGGCUGGCACCAUGGACGCCCUCACGCAGGCCUACUCAGGAAUUCAGCAGUACGCGGCAGCUGCACUGCCCACUUUGUACAGCCAGAGCCUGCUGCAGCAGCAGAGCGCUGCAGGCAGCCAGAAGGAAGGUCCAGAGGGGGCAAACCUCUUUAUUUACCACCUUCCACAGGAGUUUGGAGACCAGGACAUUCUGCAGAUGUUCAUGCCCUUUGGAAAUGUUAUCUCUGCUAAAGUCUUCAUUGACAAACAGACCAAUCUGAGCAAGUGCUUUGGUUUUGUUAGCUAUGACAAUCCAGUCUCUGCACAAGCUGCAAUCCAGGCUAUGAACGGCUUUCAGAUCGGCAUGAAACGCUUGAAGGUGCAGCUGAAGCGCUCCAAAAACGACAGCAAACCUUACUGAUCCUAACCCCAGAAGCUCCCUGCUCUUAUUUUAGCUUUCUUAGGACAUCUUCAUGCCCGUUAGUCAUCGUUUGCCUAGCAUGUCCCUGUGGCGUCUCAAAAACAGUUUCAUCGUCCCGUCAUUGUUUCUGAUGUCUUUCUGACCUCACGUCAUAUUUGGUUCUCUCCUACUGACCUUUGAUCUAGUUUUGACCUUUGAAAUUUGCAUGUGACCUCAUCUCGCUAUGAAUUCUGGGAAGUCAAUGUGAAAAACAUUGCUGCAUUCAUGCAAGACUGAAAUUAUUAGACAAAUUAUAGAAAACAAAACCUGUGGCUAAAAUGUUUCUUUCUUAUUUUUUUUUUCUUUUCAUAAAACAGACUUGAAAGUAUUACACAGGGAUUGGCAUUCUGCCCGGUCACUGGUGACAAUAGCAAUAUGUGUCCAGGGACACAGAAUGUUGGUUUCUAACAGACUACUUCCAAAAACAGUUUGAGAAAAAAAAACUGUCUGAUUUUAAGUCUCUAGAGGUCUGUAAUAGUUUUUACAUUUUUCAGGCAGUGUAAAGUUUUUGAUAAGGCCAUUUUACGUGGCUCACUUUCUCAUUAAGAUAUAUAUAGAGAACCACUUUUUGUAGAUUAGUAUAAGAAAAUAUUUACCCUGUUUUGGGGCAAAUGCUACCUAUUUGUGUCACCUUUUGCUGAACUGACUCACAGUUAGACAAUCCAUGGUUUAAUGCACAUGAAAUUACCUAUAUUUUAUACUGUUCCAAUGUACAGGAGAAAGCUACUGUAAACUGCGUCAUGUCGGUGCUUCUGUGGAUUAAGUUGUGGUCUCAUCAUGAGUCUUAAGGUCUUAAUGUUAUUUGUUGAUAAGACAAGCUUAGAAUUGGUUUACUUAUAACAAAAAGAAUUUCAAAAAAAAAAAAGUUGUUUGCUUAAAAAAAAAAUUUAAUGUGAGAAAAAAAAAAAAACAAACUAUUCCAGAAUAAGUUUGUGUUGGCUUGAGAAAGCAUUGAUGUCACCUUUUUUAUUGUGGACUAUUAGAUGUGUUUGUGUUCAGCAAAAUGUGAUCUGUUUUUGUUUUUUCUUUUAAAGAAAAAAAAGUGAAAACUAUCUAGUGCCAAAUUCCAAAGGUACUUCCUUCCUAGAGCUCCGCGUGUUUCCUGUGAGAAGUAAUUUGAUAACAUGGUAUUUUAUUAUGUGUUUUGUAUAAAUCCCUAAUAUUUAAAACAAAAAAAAAAAAAGGUUACAAAGUUUGUUAACUUGCUACUCCGUGGUCUUGUUGCCUGAAAUUGUUAUUGUUCGUUAUUUCUCUAUGCUGUUUUGUAAGACAUUGUAUAAGUGCCCGUGUGUUACUUUUCUAAUCACCCUCCACAUCGAUGCUAUGACAGCAACCCUCACAAUGUAUUCUCUUCACAAUGUCUGCAAACCUCCAAGGUGAGAAAGUCCUGAACUUUUAACCCUUUCUACCCAGAGCUAUCUGGAAUGUUGGUAACUUUUUAUACUGUCAUCCUUGGGUUUCUUUUGGGGUGUUUAGAUUUUUUUUCUCCAUUUGUAUCUUCUGAGUUUUUUGUUUUUUGAGACACCCACCCACCCAAAAACUCUUAAGUCUUUUUCCUAAACCAUGUUUUAUUUUUCUUUUUUAUCCCCCCUCUUCCUUAUUAUUAUCCUAUGCUCCUUUAGUUUAAAUGUAAGAGAUUGAGCAAAUCCUAUGAAGGUAAACGUAGGUAGAUUUUUAGCCCCUACACAAACCCUAAAGACAAUGUCUGCUUUUCGAGAUGGGGUUUCAUGGUAUGUCCUAGUGUACAAUAUUUUUAUACACCCUGGAGUUAAUGGCUUUUUUUGGUGGUCUACUCUUUCAAGAAACGUUGCUUUUGUUUCUUAAACACCCCUAUGUAAUGCUGAGUCAGUCAUUCCGCCCGGGAUUCUCAGACUCCUGUGGACACCUGAAUGAGAAAGGUGUCUUCACGCAAAUCCCUCAGGCCUUUCCCUGCCUCUCUGGGUCCCUAGGGGGUUUUGAUCUUUAGGUGAACACAUUUCAAGUGGCUGGCCAUGUAAGAGGAGAUCAGAGCUGCUCUUCACCACAGUUACUAACCAAAUACCAGGACUAGAUCCUGCUGUCAUUUUUGAAAGUGCCAUAUUCCUCUGAGUCUGGCUUCUUAUGAGCAGAUGUCUUGUUCUCACAGACCCCAAUGUCCUACCUACAGUCCCAGCACUCGCCCAGUCUCUGGGAAAACAAACCCUGCAAGCUCCUGGUCUCAGCUCCCCUUCCUUCUCACCCUGCCUCCAUUUGGUUUAAUGUGUGUGUGAUUGUGAUAGCCCUGAGAUGGAAAGGAUUAGCCUCUCACAAUGCAAAAAAAAAAAAAAUUCCCUCCUUACAGCACGAGCACUUCCUGCAAUGCCGCGGUCUGUGUCCCCCACACCUGUUUACCACUGCCGGGGCCUUCUUCGUCCUCGAGGGCUAUUUUGUACUUCCGCAGCACUCAGCGCAGUAACAGUGACCACACAUUUCUCAGUCUCUCUGUGGUGGUGUAGGCACACAUGUAGACACACAAGACAACUCCAGUCGUAUUUCAUAGACCGUCUCGUUCAGAAUCUAUUCAUUUACCAACGGCAUAAAUGACAACAACAAAGAAAAUUCUUGAAUUUUUCCCCCAUGGAAGCAAACCGUCGUCCUUCCUCUUAAUCCACCUGCGGCCGCAGAGGCUCGGGCCAGGCAGGUACUUUCUGUUGAGUGCUUCUGACUUUGCAGGCAACCAAGACAGUACAUUGAGGGGGAGGUUUUUGGUUUUGCAUGUUUCAUUGUUAGAAAGAUAGCCUUCCUCAGAGACAAACUGUCCUUUAUCUCUCAGUAUCAAACGGAAAAAGCUGCAAGGGUGCACAGGGCCUGUUUCCGGAAGACAAAACACAGGGAAACUGCAUUUUUAAAAAUCACGUGUAAAGCAUAGACUUUAAAACUCACUCAGAGACUCUGAUUGACGGCACCUCCAAGGUGUGACAGCUCAUCUUUCCUUCACCGCAGGGGUUCUAGGUCCUUGGCUUGUGCUACUCUGGAAUCAUUUACUGUUUCUGUUUUUAUUAUCUUAAGUGCUAAUUAAAAAAAAAAUAAAACUUAAAAAAAUGUAGUUUCAUUACCUUUUGAAUAAUGUCAUACAAAAAACUGUAUUUGUGUUUUUGUGCUGUGGGAAUUGUUGUUUGUAGAUUAAUAAUACCAUUUUGUUUAGAACUACAAAAUAGUUUUUAAAUAUUGUCUGAGAAAAGCCAAAGUUAAUGCAACCUAGUGGAAACUGUAAGACCAUUUGAGUAUUGUUUCUGUUGUAUUGGUGCAUUUGGAUUUUGUUGUUUGAUGGAAUUUGAGCCAAAAAACAAAAACGCAGGCUUUCCUAUUUCUACAGCCGAUUGUCCUUAUGCAUUUUGUACCAGUGGGAUUUUUUAUACUGGAGAUUAAAAAAAAUGGAAAUUUUUGUGGCUUACUCUCGUGGGCCCCCUGACAAUGACUGAUUUCAAGUUUGAUUUCUGGUUGAUAGAAAGAGAGUUGCUUUCCUUUUAAGAAUUAAAAACUUUGGCUUGAUUUCUUUUUUUCCCUUUGCUUAUAUCUAGCAUUAGAAUUUUGUCUUAAAAUACAGCGGUAAGUUUCACUCUUUAUUCUGUACUGUGCAGUUACACAAUAAGAUAAUUAGAUUUAGAAGUACUCAGUCACUUUAAGUGGAUAAAUGUAUUAGUUAAACUUUAGGAGUUUGCUUUUUGCUGUUUAGAUCGAAGUUUUUUCUGACCCUUCUGUCCUCAUUGUGAACAUAACCGUGUAGUUGAAACAGUCAGACUUAUUUUUGUAAUGUAUGUUAUUGUGUGAUGCGGUUUUUUGCUUCUGUCUCCAAUAUUAAACCAUUUUCCUAAUA
Molecule: messenger RNA, 16495 nt
Organism: Rattus norvegicus (Norway rat)
Lineage: Eukaryota; Metazoa; Chordata; Mammalia; Rodentia; Muridae
Source: RefSeq, a predicted model, not a curated record